GAUUAUUAAUGUAGAAAGAAAUAGUGGUCUCUCUUGAUGUCGAUAAAGUUCGAACAAAAACCGGGAAACAUUAAAAAAAUAAAUUAAAAAAAUAACACACCAUGGUGCAAGAGUUUCAUGUUCUCAGAUGUUUUUCCUGUAAAACCUUCCAGGUCCAUCAGGUGAAAAAGUGUAAGAAAUGGAACUGCAAAAUUUGCGGGGAAAAGCAAUCAAUAAUAAAGGUUUAUGGACAGGGGUCUGGCGCAGACUGCCGGGGCCAUGUACAGAAACUGAAUAUGAUGCAGGGAGAAGCGACUCAGGCAGCUGAAAUAAACGUGUGUGGACAAGAAGAUGAGUUUCCUGAGGAAAUCCUACCACAAGAUGACUGUUUGAGCAUUAACAGUCAACGGGCUACAGAUGCUGGAGCUGGGAUCAGCCGCUGGACUAAGUUCCUGGAUAAUAGCCGUGGAGAGCCAGCAGUAGAAGAGGGGUUGGUGGAUGAAGAGGAGAAUGUGUACACAGACAAGGAUCACUUUUACACAGAGAAGAGAGUGGUCAAGAGGAAUCAGAGGAAAUGUGAAAAAGACUGGAACUCUUGUAAUCCAUCCCUCGAAGAGUCUGUUAACUCCGAUCAUUGUGAGUUCAGGACCAGGUGGAAGAAAGCCAGGCAAUGGGAGAACUGGGGAAGACCUUCACCGCAGGAUAAAAAAGAUCUGAUAUCUUUGAAAGAAAAUGCUGGUAAAUCUAUGAUCUUGGGUCAACCAUUGCCUCCUCCUAAAGCUACUGCUAAUAAGAAAACCUCUCUGGGACUUAAGGAUUCAACCAUUCCAGAGUACUGUACAAACAACUCUACUGGGAUGACAGCUUCCAAGUGGGAAAGGUUCCUUCCUUCUACCACAAGAGAAGAUGAGUCAGACUUUUCCCCUCAAUCAGAGAAGGAUCUUCAGCAUUCACAAACCUUCACAACUCCCUUGGCUUUUUGCAGUGCACUAGACAUGCCUUCACAGCUCAAGGGAACAGGAUCCUUGACAUUAGUAGAUAAAGCUUUGCAGAGGAAGAGGUCUAAAUUAACUGCAGAAGGUGGUUUGUCUAACGAGUUUCCUCCAUCUUGCACACAGCCAACAUCUUCCUUUGUUUCACCCAUUGUCUCUACUCAAGCACUUACAACUGAUCCCUUGCAGCCUUCAUUCUGCUCGCUGUUCCAGACAGAUGAGGACUUUGAUGAGACCUUUUAACCUGAGUUGCUGAUGUCGAUGGCUUAGCUUGUCCGAGUUCAGUGGUUUGUUCCACUGCACCAUCAGCAUGGUUUGUUCUUCUACAAUGUUUAAGCAAAACUCUGAUUUAAAAAAAUAUAUAUUUGGUAUUUCCUGUUCACGUAAGUAUGCCUUCAAAUAAAAGUAAUAAAUUAAACAAUUCAAA
This is a messenger RNA of Acipenser ruthenus (sterlet), 1398 nucleotides long. RefSeq names its product MRN complex-interacting protein. Bases 102 to 1214 code for a protein of 370 amino acids. The record is from RefSeq and is a predicted model, not a curated record. Gene Ontology annotation, biological process: mitotic G2 DNA damage checkpoint signaling. Gene Ontology annotation, molecular function: chromatin binding. Lineage: Eukaryota; Metazoa; Chordata; Actinopteri; Acipenseriformes; Acipenseridae. The transcript has 7 exons. Gene Ontology annotation, cellular component: nucleus.